Molecule: messenger RNA, 632 nt
Organism: Oryza sativa Japonica Group (Japanese rice)
Lineage: Eukaryota; Viridiplantae; Streptophyta; Magnoliopsida; Poales; Poaceae
Product: protein transport protein Sec61 subunit beta
Biological process (GO): SRP-dependent cotranslational protein targeting to membrane, translocation; post-translational protein targeting to membrane, translocation
Cellular component (GO): Sec61 translocon complex; endoplasmic reticulum membrane
Molecular function (GO): guanyl-nucleotide exchange factor activity
Source: RefSeq, a predicted model, not a curated record
CCCCCCCCCCCCCCCCCACCAAUUCCCUCCCCUUCCCCGUUUCAUCUGCUGCGGCCGGACUCCCUCCACGAAUCCUCCUCCGCCGCCGUCGCCGCCGCCGCCGCCGCAAGAGAGCUAAAACAAGAUGCCGGCUAAUGGCGAUGGCCCUGCCAGAGGGAGCGCAGCAGCUGCCGCAAGCUUGCGCAGGCGCAGAACCACUGGCGGUGCCGGUGCCGGUGCUAGAGGUGGCACCAGCACAAUGCUUCAGUUCUACACUGAAGAGGCUGCUGGGUGCAAGAUGUCCCCCAAUGCUGUUCUGAUCAUGAGCAUCGGGUUUUUCGCGGUCGUUGCCCUUCUCCAUGUUUUCGGCAAGCUAUACCGUACCUCCUCCAACUAGGUUGACAAUGCUAUUAUCCAUGACUAGCAGAUUCAGUCAACAGAGGAUUUCGUUUGUAGAGUUCCUUCAAUGCAUAGCAAAUUGCUAUUCGAUUAUGAAAAGUUUUCUGUUAUCAUCAUAGAAUGUCACAUACCUUUCAGUGGAGAUGUUUAUGGUUGAAUUCUUAAAUGCGUCAUUUGUUGAUCAUUAAUUUGCUGUUGUGGUUAUUCUCGCGAAUGUUUGUUUCUGCAAUGAAGUAUGUCCUGAUUAUCUGACA